AUGGACACUGGUGAACCAACGCUAAGUAUACCAGAUCUCAUCUAUGAGUACCACAAGGUUCAGCCGUCAACUCCUGAGGAGUUUGAAGUACAGUCUGCGAAUUUACGGGAAUUGAUGGAUGCACGUGCAAUGACUAGAGAGACAGUAGCAGAUGGUAUUGAGCGAUUGAUGGAUUUAAACCCCCUUCCUGCUCUUUUUUACUGCACCUUAGUGAUUGUGUAUAAAAAGUAUCCGUCGUUGGACAGCUUUCUUGGGAACAUUGUGCAGAAGGUAAUCGCCAAGGAUCUCUCAUCCCGUGACGAAAUCACGAAAAAGGCAUUUUAUCGAGCCCUCAACAAUCUCAAAACGGUGGCCUAUUCGGCAAUCUUGACAAAGUUCAAUAUGGAGGAAUUUGAAGAGUUCCUCAGCCACAGUAAUCGAGCUGAGACAUUGUCUGCGCUCAAAGAGUUCCUCCCUACAUUGUCUACUCAUCAGCAAAAGAAUAUCAGCCCAGAUAUAAUUGAUAUGAUCAAAGACAAAGAUGAAAAGAAGGAUAAGACAAAGGAUGAUAAAGAUCGUGAAAGAGAUAAGGAGCGUAUACGUUUGGAUCGACGUGAUCGUGACAGGGAACGAGAAAGA
Molecule: messenger RNA, 618 nt
Organism: Cooperia oncophora
Lineage: Eukaryota; Metazoa; Nematoda; Chromadorea; Rhabditida; Trichostrongylidae
Source: the annotation of a GenBank genome assembly